AUGGUUUAUUCAAUAGGCUAAGCCAAAAGAUCUGAUCCUGCUCUCAAAACAAUAGCACCUGCCCCCAACGCCUAUCUUCCGAAAUUGAUUUCCAAGCUACAAGCGCCUCAAUGGACUAUCGGUGGGGCAGCUCAAAGGGCUGGUCGAUCUACAUCAAUAGGACCUGGACCUGGACAAUAUGGCUAUCAAUCCAAACUAAUUGAAGGACCAAAAUACACAAUAAGUGGAAAACACGAAACCAAGUAAGCUUCGAUGUCACCUGGACCGGGAAACUAUAAUGAUGAAAGCUUCAGUUCUGUUUACAAAAAGUAGCCCAUGUACACUUUGGGUCUUAAACAUCACACUUCUCAAAAGGACUUGAUCCCUGGUCCUGGACAAUAUGAUUUGAACAGUUCCUAUAUCUCCAGCAAUUCAAUUAAAUUUCCUACCUAACCUAGAUUGACAUCUUUAGAAGGGGGAAUGUCUCCUGGACCUGGAUGUAACUUAGAAUAUAAUUCUUAGAAUACAAUAUUGACAAAGCAGCAAAGUUAUUAUUAGAGAAAUCUUAACCUUCCUGGAUCUCCGGAUAUGAGGAAGCAAGAUCUGUAGCCAGGACCUGGGGCUUAUCAUUUAAAGAGUCUGCUCAACCUAUCCAAAAACUUCACGAUCAAAUAGAAACUAUAGAACAAGGAUUAUAGUUCCUAUCAGCCAGGUCCUGGGGCAUAUGAUUAGGACGUAUCAACUAUCAAAUCUCAUUAUCCUUCUUAUAAGAUAGGCUCUGAAUUGAGGAAUACAUAAAAUGCUAUGGACAAACUGGUUCCUGGUCCUGGACAAUAUUAUAGAGAAUUGGAUAGUCUAAACUCGUUGUAGAAGUCAGCUCCGUCUUUCAAAAUGCCUUAAGCACUGAGGAAGGAUCUCAAUGACUCGGUUACGAUAACUCCUGGACCUGGAUAGUAUUCGAUGCCGAAGAAUUAGAAUACGUAGAUGGUCUCGAUGAAGGGAUCGAAGUAUAAUCCCAAUAAUUCUUCAUUCAUUCCAGGACCAGGUUAGUACAACCCAGAUGAUUCAGUAUGCAAACACAAGGAUGGUUCAGUGAGAAUAGUGCCAGAACACAAAUCAAAAUAACUAUUAACUCAAUAUUUCCCAGGGCCUGGACAAUAUUCGGUUAAAUCAUCUCUCGAAGGUCCUUAAUGGGGAUUCUCUAAAGACAUUCGUCAAGGCUUAAUAAAGAAGGACGUCAUUCCAGGUCCAGGAGCCUAUAAUAUCCCUCCAAAAUUUAAUGAUGUUCCGAAGUAUCUAUUGCCUAAACAAUUUUGA
Paramecium tetraurelia is the source of this 1296-nucleotide messenger RNA. RefSeq lists its product as uncharacterized. Lineage: Eukaryota; Ciliophora; Oligohymenophorea; Peniculida; Parameciidae. The record is from RefSeq and is a predicted model, not a curated record. The transcript is spliced from 4 exons.